Messenger RNA from Anas platyrhynchos (mallard), 4724 nucleotides. Lineage: Eukaryota; Metazoa; Chordata; Aves; Anseriformes; Anatidae. The record is from RefSeq and is a predicted model, not a curated record.
CUCCCAUGAGGCACCGGCGCGGCUCAGGGCGUUAACCAAUCAGGCGGGGCGCGGCGAGCGGGGCGGCCAAUGGGAGACGGAGGCUGGCGGCGGUUGGAGGUUUGAAUUUGAAGGGGGCCGGGGCCGGUGCGAACGUUGCGGCGUGGUGCUGGAGAAUUUAAAGGAGAGGCUGUCAUGUCGCAAGACUGCAACGAUGAGUGGGAGCUAAGCAAAGAGAAUGUGCAGCCCCUCAAGCAGGGCCGGGUCAUGUCCACCUUGCAGGAAGCACUGGCUCAGCAGGAGGCUUCCACUCACACUGCUGUUCAGCUCAAAAAACAAGAGUUUGAAUCAGAGAUCCGAUUUUAUUCUGGUGAUGAUCCAUUGGAUGUCUGGGACCGCUACAUCAAGUGGACAGAGCAAACCUUCCCCCAGGGUGGAAAGGAAAGCAAUCUCUCAGCAGUAUUGGAAAGGGCAGUGAGAGCGCUCAAUGAAGAGAAGAGAUACUACAAAGAUCCUCGCUAUCUUAAUCUCUGGCUCAAGUUUGGAAAUUGCUGUAAUGAGCCCUUGGAUCUAUACAGUUACCUGCAUAGCCAGGAAAUCGGUACAACAUUGGCACUACUCUAUAUCACGUGGGCAGAAGAACUCGAGGCUAGAGGAAGCUUUAAGAAAGCUGAUUUAAUAUUCCAGGAAGGCCUUAACCGCAAGGCUGAGCCUUUGGACAAACUUCAGUCACAUCACAGGCAGUUUCAGACCCGUGUUUCUCGGCAGACACUACUGGGGCUUGAGGAAGAUACUGAUGAAAGAGACACCAGUCUUCUGGGAACUGAAGAACCUCAGAGAAGCUCACUGGCAGAUCUAAAAGGCAGGGGAAAGAAAAAAGUGAGAGCUCCAAUUAGUCGUGUAGGGGAUGCGCUGAAAGCCACAAACCAAAACAGAAGUCUCCAGACUCUAACUUCUCAGCAGCUUUCAAAGAAUCCAGGUUUUGCUGUGUUUGAUGAAAAUUCAACUUUGGCUUCUGGACCUGAAAUUCCUGUACUUACGCCACAGUCAUGGGCAGCACCUCCAGUUCCAAGGGCCAAGGAGAAUGAACAAAGUGCAGGACCUUGGAAUUCUGGAAGGCGUCCUCACAGCAGUGCAAAUUCUGGCAUUGAAAUGCCCUGUCCGAUGACCAGUUUCACCCCAUACGUGGAAGAAUCGUCUCAGCAGCAAGUCAUGACUCCCUGCAAGAUUGAUCCGAGCAUAAACAGUGUUUUAAGUGCUCGCAAGCCUCAGAAGGAGGAGGAUCCACUAUGGCGGGUGCAAAAUCAACGUCUGGAUUCUCAAGAAAAAGAGAUGGUGAUGUACUGUAAAGACAAAGUUUAUGCAGGAGUGGAAGAGUUCUCAUUGGAAGAGAUUCGAGCUGAAGUCUACAGAAAGAAAGCAAAAAAGAAAGCUGAAGAGGAGUUUCAGGCCAUAAUGCAGAAGAAGGAAGAAAUACAAAGGAAAAUUGAGGCUCUGGAGAAGAAAUUAAAAGAGAAAAAAGGUGACAAGCAGCAGCAACAAUCAUGUGAACAGCCAACAGAGAUAACAAAGCCUCUUCCAUCUCUGGGACAAGAAGAACUUACUUUUUCGAGUGCAACAGAACUUGGGGUGAGAGAGCCUCGCUUGGAAAGUGAAUACCAGCCCUCAGAAGAUAUUAAGCUGCACAAACCAUCUUGUUCCGAAGGAAGUGUGUUUUUAUCCUCUGAGGAUGAACAGGAGGAGCAGAGGGAUAAGGCCAGCCUUGGGAAAAGAGAAAAAUUUGAAGAUGUAGUUUUCCUUCCAUCAACAUAUCCGUCUAUGCCUUUCUCCAUAUUUGACGAAUCAUCUACUUCAGCAAACCAGAAUAUAAGUUGUUCUACAGAUAAUACAAAGAAAAGUGCCCGGUGCCCUCUCGCUGUUCGUAAACCUUCAGAAUCUGCCACUGCGAAGGAAAACAUACCACCAGAAGCCUGUGAUGAGCUGAAUGGAAUUGAGCCUUUGUCUGAAGAUGCAAUCGUGACAGGCUCCUACAAGAACAAAACCCUUUGUGCCAACCCAGAAGACACAUGUGACUUUGUUAGGGCUGCCCAUCUUGCCUCAACUCCCUUUCACGGGGUGUUAGCUCAGAGAAUCCCAGAUCCUGCUUAUUCACAGAGUGUUCUGAAGGAAGACUGUCCAGAAUCGAAGAGUGCACCUCCGAAUCAAAACACACCAGUUUGUGAGGGGACAUACAAUGAAGUUCUUUCAGUAAAUAAACUGAGUCCAAUCAUGGAAGCAAGCCUGGAAGAUACUCGUUCAUCAGGUUCUUCUGUCUCCUCGGGAUCUUCUCUUUCUUCUGUUACACAAAUAUCCACAAUUAAAUACCUGCACAUCCCUGAGAAACUGGAACUUGCUCAGACUUUGCCUGCUGAAACAAUUACUGAUUCUGGAGGUAUCAGUGAAAACAUUACUGGUGAUGUAACUCCGCUCUUGUGGAGUGCUGAACAGCAUAAAAAGCUUUUAGAUCCCAUGCCAGAAUCUUUGACUGCCUCUCCAGACUUUCAUUUGGAGACUGGCUCUAUGCCUGUCAUGGAGUUUGAGAAAGACAUUAAGCUAGGAGAUGAGACUUACUCUAUCAAAUGGGAAUAUUGGACCAAUGAAGAACACAAGAUGUUUUUUGUGACUCUAGCUAACUUUGCCCAGUUGGAUGCAAAGGGAUUUGUAACAAAGGUGUAUUCUCAGCCUGUGCCUUGGGACUUUUAUAUCACACUUCAAUUACGGGAGCGUUUGAAUACUGACUUUGACCAAAGCUUCAGUGAAAACUGCAGCUGUUUCUUAUACCAGGAUGGCUGUGUGAUUCUGCACAGGGAUGUAAAUCGCUUUACGCUUGCGGAUCUUAUUCGUGGCUGCAAGUCUAUCGCAAAGGAAUUUAUCCUGCUGGUUGUUCAUGAUCUCCUGAGCGUGGUUGAGAAGCUCCACAAAGCAGAAAUUGUCCAUGGAGAUCUGAGGCCAGAGGUGCUCUUUCUGGGAGACAGUAUCUGUGACCUACUUGGUUAUGAUAAGGUGACAGGAGCUCUGAAGGUAGUGGAUUUCUCUCACAGUGUGGAUUUGAGAUUGCAGUCUCAAGUAAGCUUGCCCAAUAAUUUUCCUAUAUCUCAGACUCCUCAUGGACAACAGCUUCUGGCAAAAAGUUCCCUUCCUUAUCAGGUAGACUUGGUUGGCAUUGCAGAUAUAGUCCAUUUGAUGCUGUUUGGUGAUCACAUCCAGGUCUGUCAAGAGAAUUCCAUCUGGAAAAUCAGCCAAAACAUAUCAGAGACUGUUGGUGGUGAUUUCUGGCAUAAACUUUUUGAGCGAUUUUUGAAUGCAGAUGGUAAGUCCACAGUGCCUCUGCUGAGGGAGUUGAGAGAGGAACUAAGUGACAAGUUUGACAGCGGUUUCCAGAAACAUCUUUAUGAAUUCUUAGCAGCAGCACUGGGAGACAUCAUCGUCUUGGACAACUUUAUCUGAUUUCAUAGAGAACAAAAGUUCCCGUCUAUAAUACACAUAACUUAUUUUUUUCAAAUGUAAGCAUGAGCAGCAGUUGUAGGCAUUUCUAUGGGACUUGCUAAAUAAUGUUGCAUCAGUGCAUAGCUAUCCUGAAACUGUUAGGUGAACUAGUCUGUGUCUGAGAAGUUUGUCAGAGAAAACAAGCUGUUGUAACUGCCCACUCCCCUUUCUAUGUAGCUUCUCAGAAAUUAAUUUAAUAUCUAGUUCACCGUGUAGUCUUUGAAGUGUCUUUGCCCUACAUUUAGUUGUUCUAUGGUACUGCUUCUAAUCACUGUUUCAUCAAUAAAGUUGUUUUUUGAUUGUAUCUUGGUUGUAUUAAACAUUACUGUCAGAUGGUUUCAAAACACUUGAUUUAUUAUCCAUACUGAAGUGCUUCUGCCUGACUGAGAAUUGCCUUUGACUGCAAGAUACGAAAGCACCUCAUUUGGUCGCAGCUUUCAUAACCACACAGGACUUCCUGGGCACUUAAUACAUGUACAACUUGAAUGUUCCUAUUUGGAAUAUGUUGUCAUGGAUUAUUGUUGUAGGAGAAGUAGGAGUCACAAGUGAAAAAGAUGCAUAUUUGUUUUUGUUUCUUAAAGCAAGGGCUAGAGUUACUGUCUGGAAUAAACACCUUUCAGAAAUCCCUUUGAAGAUUCUACUUGCUAUAUGUGAAGUAUUUCCAGGUUUGUGUGAAAGCUUUUGGAGACGUAUGUUUGUGUUAACUUUUAACAAACUGCAUUGUUAAAAUCAAUACAAAGGCCUGUACUCACUUUAUUUAAGACUGAACAGAGCUUACAGGAUUUCAUACUAAGAUACUAUGCAGAGAAACUUCUCAGAUGUGUGGUUUACUUCCUUACAGCCUCUUCCUUGUAUGAAAGAAAAAAGAACACUGCAUCACUAGUAAUUCUCCUGCUUAACAAACAAGCUGGUUUAGUGUCCUUUUUAUUUGGUCAAGUUCUCUGGUCAUGGUUCUGUGUGAUUCUUACCUAACUGAACUUAAGUCCAUAUUUUCUACUGUUGUUACAAGCCACUUUCUUUCCUGUUCUUUCUGUUUGUCUGCCACUAAUCCUUGUACUUUGACAUGUGUUCUUGCUCUUCCAGAUCCUUAAUGUCUUCCUCAUAGUUCCUUUUAUGAAGGCUAUAUCCUCUUGUAAUUCAGGAAUAACACUCAAUAUGUUGAUAGACAAGCUUUACUAUGUCCUAAUGUAAACUGCUUAUGAAGAAUUUUGUCCAUUAAU